This is a messenger RNA of Theileria orientalis strain Shintoku, 771 nucleotides long. RefSeq lists its product as hypothetical. The record is from RefSeq and is a predicted model, not a curated record. The coding region runs from base 1 to 771 and encodes 256 amino acids. The transcript is spliced from 4 exons. Lineage: Eukaryota; Apicomplexa; Aconoidasida; Piroplasmida; Theileriidae.
AUGUCCAAAAAGGACAAAUUUUUCUUUGCUAGAAUUUUAAUUUUUGUACACAUCGUUUUAGUAUUAACUGUAUUAUCAUCAGGAUCAUUGGCUGGGCUAUACUAUUCCCAACCUUAUAUACAUGUAUCUUUAAAGAUUCCACAGGAUAACGUCAACACGUGGCACAUUUUAUCAAAUAAUGACGGUUCCGUUAUCACUGGAGGCAACUUCAAGACUACCAUUUGCUUUUAUAACACUUCCAUCUUUCCUGUUACUUAUGAGCCUGAGAAGAUAGACAUUUUUUACUACCCUAUUGGGGAGAGGCCUUCUUGUAUGUUUCUCCACCCAGAUGACCAUCACUUCAAUCCGCUGAGUGAAUAUCAAAACAUCACUCAGGUUUAUAAUUCCAUCGAUGAGGCCAGCAAGGCAUUUUUUAAGCUGAACGACUUGAAGGUUACCCUAAACUCUAGCAGAUGGGAUUUCACCAAUCCCAAAUACUACGAGUUAAACUGGAAUGUGGGUUUUAAGGUGCCAAAUGAGAGGGCGAGUAUCAUAAAACAGCUAUAUAUGGACUGUGCAAAGUUCAACAAGAUUUUAUUUUCUGUGCAUAUUGAGGAGAACAAAUUGAACUAUUUAUUCAUGAAAAAGAAGAUUAAUAGCACUUUUGAGCUUUUAAUACCAAUGGAUUGCAACUUGGACCAGAGCCUUCACACUUUAUUUUCAUCUCAUAGAUUUGUACGUCAGCCUGUGUUAUUUGGGGAAUUCGUAAACACACAUAUCGCCUUUACCUAA